AUUAAAAGCCCAUUCCAUUAUUCCCAACCCAAAAAAACAAAAAAAACCAUUUGAUUUGAUCCAACAGAGACACUCUUGAUCAUUCUCUCUCAGUGCUCUCGAUCUCCACUGCAACUUCCUUGUCUGACAGAUCCCGUGUUCCGGUGAAAGGAAAAGGCAAGAAAGAUGUCGGGGCAAACGCAGCGUCUGAACGUGGUCCCCACCGUGACGAUGCUGGGAGUGGUCAAGGCGCGUCUAGUCGGCGCCACGCGCGGCCACGCGCUCCUGAAGAAGAAGAGCGACGCGCUCACGGUGCAGUUCCGCCAGAUCCUGAAGAAGAUCGUGUCCACGAAAGAAUCUAUGGGCGACAUCAUGAAAACGUCGUCGUUCGCGCUCACCGAGGCAAAAUACGUCGCCGGCGACAACAUCAAGCACGUCGUCCUCGAAAACGUGAAAGAAGCCUCCCUCCGCGUCCGGUCGCGCCAGGAGAACGUCGCCGGAGUGAAACUCCCGAAAUUCGACUACACCGCCGACGCCGACGCCACGAAAAACGACCUUACGGGACUCGCACGUGGUGGGCAGCAGGUGCAGCAGUGCCGCGCCGCCUACAUCAAGGCAAUCGAGGUGCUCGUGGAGCUCGCGUCCCUUCAGACGUCGUUUCUGACCCUCGAUGAGGCCAUCAAGACCACGAAUCGUAGGGUUAACGCUCUGGAGAACGUGGUGAAGCCGCGACUCGAGAACACGAUUAGUUACAUCAAGGGGGAGCUGGACGAGCUCGAGAGGGAGGAUUUCUUCAGGCUAAAGAAGAUUCAGGGGUAUAAGAAGAGGGAGAUUGAGAGGCAGAUGCUGCUGCAGAACAACUCCAAUGUCGAGACUAAUCUCCCUUUGCGCAAAGGGGUUUCGUACAAUUCUGCUCACAAUUUGUUGUCUGUGGGUGACAAAGAUGAGGAUAUUAUUUUCUGAAUGUGGUUCAAUGUUGUGAUGCUGCUGCUGGGUGAGACUGAGACUUCUCUGCUAUUGUUUAGGUCACAGUGGAGUGUAUCAUGAAUAAAUGUUGUUACUGGUUAGUAUAUGUUUAUUUAUUUCUUUCUUCAUUAAAUUGGGACAAUCCUCGUUUUUAAAGUAUGCUUCUAAUCUGAGCCUAUGAAUUUUUUUUUAUGUUGCUGUGAUUAGUUGUGUUUUCGAUUCGAUAUAUAUUACAUCUCAAUAUAGUUAUGCGACUU
Glycine soja is the source of this 1202-nucleotide messenger RNA. RefSeq names its product V-type proton ATPase subunit D-like. Gene Ontology annotation, molecular function: proton-transporting ATPase activity, rotational mechanism. The record is from RefSeq and is a predicted model, not a curated record. The transcript is spliced from 2 exons. Gene Ontology annotation, cellular component: vacuolar membrane; proton-transporting V-type ATPase complex. Lineage: Eukaryota; Viridiplantae; Streptophyta; Magnoliopsida; Fabales; Fabaceae. The coding region runs from base 166 to 942 and encodes 258 amino acids.